This is a messenger RNA of Perca flavescens (yellow perch), 1417 nucleotides long. RefSeq names its product major histocompatibility complex class I-related gene protein-like. The record is from RefSeq and is a predicted model, not a curated record. The transcript is spliced from 7 exons. Gene Ontology annotation, biological process: immune response. Gene Ontology annotation, cellular component: external side of plasma membrane. The coding region runs from base 191 to 1264 and encodes 357 amino acids. NCBI's taxonomy places the organism in Eukaryota, Metazoa, Chordata, Actinopteri, Perciformes, Percidae.
UGAUGUGCCGAUCACAAAGUUUAACUGCAAAACGUUCUGAACUAUCAAACUGACCGGAACAUUUCCUGAAACACCAGUCAGGUUUAACAUCCGCCCAACAUCAGCGCAGAGACCCUCCCUACUCGGAGAAAAAACACAGAAUACAAAACAGAACCAGCUCGGUCCUCAGACACGUCUUUAUCAAAACAAGAUGAAAAAGUUCCUGUUGUUGCUUCUCUUCUGUCACGUCUCAUCUCCAGUGAAACACUCACUCAAGUAUUUCUACACUGCAUCUUCUGGAGUCCCAAACCUCCCAGAGUGUGUGGGUGCUGCAGCGGUGGAUGAAGUUCUGGUUGGUUACUGCGACACCAACAAAAAGAUAGUAGAACCAAAACAGGACUGGGUGAAAACAUUUUUCGAAAACAAUCCUCAGAUUUGGGAAAUUUACACUAAAGAUUGUUUUGAGGUUCUGCCUAACUUAUUCAAAGCCUGGAUGAAUGACAUGAAGCAGAGCUUCAACCAAACUGGAGGUGUCCACAUUCUCCAGAGGAUGGCUGGCUGUGAGUGGGACAAUGAGACUGGAGAGGUCAAUGGAUUUACUCAGUAUGGUUAUGAUGGAGAAGACUUCCUAGCAUUCAACCUGAAGACAAAGACAUGGAUCGCUGCAAAACCACAAGCUGUCAUCAUCAAACAAAGUUGGGAUGCUGAUAUAUCUAGAAAAAAAUACAUUGAGAAUCAGCUCACUCAGAUUUGUCCUGAUUGGCUGAAGAUGUAUGUGGACUACAGCAAGAUCUUUCUGCUGAGAAAAGAUCUUCCCUCAGUGUCUCUCCUCCAGAAGUCUCCCUCCUCUCCAGUCAGCUGCCACGCUGCAGGUUUCUACCCUGACAGAGCCAUGAUGUUCUGGAGGAAAGAUGGAGAGGAGCUUCAUGAGGACGUGGACCUCGGAGAGAUCCUCCCCAACCACGAUGGAUCCUUCCAGAUGAGUGUUGACCUGGACCUUUCAUCAGUCCCAGCUGAAGACUGGAGGAGGUACGACUGUGUGUUUCAUCUCUCUGGUGUGGAGGACGACAUCGUCACCAAACUGGACAAAGCAGAGAUCAGGACCAACAGAGAGGAGCCUAACAAGACCAUCCCGAUUACUUCUGCACUGGUUGUUGUUGUGGUUGCUGCUGUUUUCAUUGCUGCUAUUGGAUUUGCCGUUUCCAAAAAGAAGAAAGCCAAUCUCCCUCCACCUGCUCCUGUCAACAGCGCUGAGCACUCGGAGAAACUGAAUCCAGAAACAUGAUUGGCUAACACACCACCCUGCACCCUGUAAUGUAUUGUGGGACAACACAACAGUAGGUGCUGUGACGUGAAGUAUUAACCUUUAGUUAAACAAGCUGCCUUAAAGGUGCUCUAAUUGAUGUAAUGCGUUUUUUAGGCUACAACAUUUUUUAUC